This is a messenger RNA of Corticium candelabrum, 3337 nucleotides long. Its product is annotated as arf-GAP with SH3 domain, ANK repeat and PH domain-containing protein 1-like. Gene Ontology annotation, molecular function: protein binding; GTPase activator activity. Gene Ontology annotation, cellular component: cytoplasm. The coding region runs from base 106 to 3156 and encodes 1016 amino acids. The transcript has 28 exons. The record is from RefSeq and is a predicted model, not a curated record. Lineage: Eukaryota; Metazoa; Porifera; Homoscleromorpha; Homosclerophorida; Plakinidae. Gene Ontology annotation, biological process: positive regulation of GTPase activity.
CCCGUAUAUCGCCGGGUCAGUCUCCCCACCGAAGUUCUGUCCUAAUUUACGCGGCCAGCUGAGCGAUCAGAGAGACCAUAAACACGCCGAACGACAAACGAGAGAAUGAACUUUGACAACAAGGCGGCCGUUCAGGCCUAUCUGAAGGCAACACUCGAUGAUCUCAACUCCUCUGUCUCCUCACUCUAUCACAACAAGAUGCAGCCUUUCCGUCAAACCAUCGAGCAGCUGCACGAGCUUCUGGAGGGCGACAGAAUGAAUUUGAAACGAUGCUCGAGAGUGUUGAAAGAUUUACAGCGAGCUGGAGACAGCCAUUUGUUAGCUGACGCUCAGUUUGCUGAGAAUUUGGAGCGUAUUGGAUCAUCAGCACUCUUGACUGAGCCACGCGUAGGCACCGCAUUUCUCAAGUUUUCUAUCAUCGUCAAGGAGUUGUCGUCUGUGACAAAGAAUAAGAUGCAGGCCAUGUCAAAUAUGUUGCUGUUUCCACUAACCGCCAUGUUGAAGAACGACUUUCGUCAGAUUGAUCAGGACUUGAAGAGAAACUUUGACAAGGCCUGGCGUGAACAUGAUUCUGCAAGACUGAGAUUGGAGAAGGAAAAGAGAAAGACUGCAGAGACUUUUGGAGCUCUGAGAGCAGAUACUACACCUAAUGACUACGCGAAUGAGCUACAGAGAGAACGGAGAUUGUUUCAGUUGGGAAUGUGUGAAUAUUUAAUCAAAGCAAAUGAAGUCCGCACCAAGAAAGGAGUUGAUUACAUGCAACAUCUACUCGAUUAUUACCACUCACACUGCAGGUUAUUUGAGGAUGGUCUCAAAGUGCUUCAUGAUUUGAGAAACUGGGCUGACGCUCUCACUAACGAUCUCCAUGAGCUGAGGGUAAAACAGGAAGAAGAAAAACACGAACUCGUAGAUCUCAGGAAGCAACUACGAAACCAAGUAGCAGCAGACAAAGAGAAUCCAGCUGUUGGAGGAUACAGCUUGCAUAUUCCAAGUGGAGAGGAAUCAUUUGGAAUGGAGAAGACGGGCUACUUGCUGAAACGGAGUGAAGGGAUCCGAAGAGUAUUUCAGAAGAGAUACUGUCAAGUCAAGGACGGUCAUUUUAUAAUGGCUCACUCACCUACGGCACAACCGACAGCAACGUUGACGCUUCUUACAUGCAAUGUGAAGGAAGCGUCCGACACAGAUGGCAAAAAGAACUGUUUUCAUCUCAUUACUCCUGCUGGUAACAGGACGUACGUAUUUUCAGCCGACAGUCCAGCAGACAGAGAAUCCUGGUUAUCAGUAAUAAGAAACUCUCACAAGCGAUUACUAGAGGACAAGUUUGAUCAGUUUUCACAAGCAGACACUCAACCAGCCGUGAAAACGAUGAAACAGCUUGUCCAGGGCAUUAUUGACAAAGUGAAGACAUUGCCAGGCAAUGACACUUGCUGUGACUGUGGAGCUCCAGCACCAACAUGGUUGUCAUACAAUCUCGGUGUGUUGACUUGUAUUGAGUGUUCUGGCAUUCAUCGAGAUCUCGGUGUACAGUACGCUCGUGUGGCCUCUAUCACAUUAGAUAAGCUCAGUACAGCAAAACUUACGGUUGCUCGUGCUGUCGGCAACCAAGCUUUUAACGACAUCAUGGAAGCUAAUUUGACUGUUGACAAGCCAGGCCCGGAUGCUGACAUGGCCACACGAAAGGAUUAUAUCAAAGCAAAGUAUGUCGAUCAUCAGUUUGUUAGUAGUAGCUUGGAUCAAAGCACAUUGAAGGACUUGGUAAAUGCUGUUGCAUCAAAAGAUAUCUUCGCACUAUUGCAAGCUUUCGGCGAAGGAGUUGAUCUCUCCAGCGUCGUUCCCAACUCUCGAACAGGCGAUACAAUACUACAAUAUGCCGUCACACAGGAGGACGAGACAUCACUACACAUGGUGGAUUUCAUCAUAUGGAAUAUAUUGGAUCGAACUUGUGUGAAUAAGAAGAAUUUGAAUGGCGAGACUGCAUUGCACAUUGCAGCAAAACGUCACAAAGUGCAGUGCAUUAAGUUGCUGUUGAGAGGAGGAGCAGACGUAGAAGUUGUGAAUAAUGAUGGGAAGACGGCCGUAGACUUGGCCAAAGAUUAUGAAUGCAUAGAGGCUGUUGAAUUGUUGAAUGAAGCAGCUAACAAGAAGUUUGAUCGUUGUGAGAACAUUCGCAUUGACUGGGGCCUUGAAGUGGACAAAGAAGAUGAAGAGAAAAUCUAUGACGAACCACCACAAGACGACACAAAAUGUUUGUCACCAAUGAAGCAAUUGCGAGAACGACCGGCAUCUGUUGCAACGAUGGUUGCUGUUGGCAAACCUCCUGUUCGAAGCAGUUCACUUCGUGAUUACAAUAACGCAUCACCGUAUGCACAACGACGAGGAACAAACGUAAUGGGACUUCAACCCAAAAAGCACGCAUCAGAGAACGACCUUCUAAAAGAGACAGCAGUGAGCAUAGAAGUUCCCACCAAGAAGAGAACACCUGCACCAAAUGUUCCAGCCCCAUACAUGCCAACAUCAUCGUCCCAAAUGGAAAUAAAGAAGACACAUCGUCGAAUGGUAUCAGAGCCUAUUGCACGACUCGAUUCUACACCUCAUCGUCGCUUAGUAUCAGGAAAUGUUUCAAGUGCACCCGUUGUGAUGCGGAAUUUGGACGUGAGUGGAAAUAUGAAGCGGAAUGUUUCAUAUACGAAGGCUUUGAAGAAUGAAAAAGACAGCGUGGACAGUGGGGGAGGAGGCAGUAAACAAAUGGCUGGAGCUCAUUUGAGUAGUGAAGGUGUGCAAAGAACUGUGGCGUGCGGGCCUCCACCGCUGCCAACGAAAUUGAGGGAGAAGAAAACGGUCAAUGGCUGCUUAUCGAAUGCUGAGACUCUGCCAACUGCUGCUGCAGUAAGUAGGCCAGUGCAAUCAUCUCAGGGGUCUCAAGGAGGUGAACACCCAGACAUGAAACAAAAGCCGCCAAUUCUAAAGAAAAAGCCGAAGAGAGCAAAAGCUCAGUUUGACUGUUCAGCAGAUCAUGCCGAUGAGCUAUCUUUUAUAGAAGGUGAAGUAGUUUUAGUUGUCCAAGAACUUGAUGAAGAUUGGUGGUUUGGACACAUUGAAGGUGAUGAACAAAGGGCAGGUGUAUUUCCUCGUAUAUAUGUUGACGAAAUCGACUGAUAACUGCACAUUGACGUGUCAUGUGACAUUGAGUUACUCUGGCCCAGUAUUUUGAUGGGUUUUAACUAACGAACAAUUUUUCGUGUAUUAUAAGGGUCCAGAGAUAUCUCGUAUAUUUUUUGUUGAUCACACCACUUAUUAAUUAAACACCUGUAAAAAAAUUAACGCAGCUGCUAUUCUA